AUGUCUUCAAAAGUGCGACUCUACCACUGUGACUCCUGCUCUGCAGAUUGCACAAAUCGUAUCCGAAUAAAAUGUGUCAUCUGUUCAGAUUACGACCUCUGUGUGCCUUGCUUCGCAUCCGGCUCGGCUACUGGAGACCACAAACCUUGGCACGAUUAUUGUGUUAUUGAACAAAAUACAUACCCCAUUUUUGUCAAAGAUUGGGGAGCUGACGAAGAGCUCUUACUUAUCCAGGGCUGCGAGACGUUCGGUUUGGGCAACUGGCAGGACAUAGCAGACCAUAUCGGCAACAGAUCGCGAGAAGAAGUGGAGGAUCACUACAAUAAGAUAUACCUCGAGUCACGUGACUACCCGCUUCCUGAUCUCUCCAAGGAUUUCAGCAACAUUCUGCCGGCCCAGUUUCUUGAGCAGCGCAAGAAGCGACUCGAGGAGCGUCGGUCGCAGCCGUUACCUCCUCCCAAACCAAAGACUGCUUCUUCCGUACCAUUAUGUCACGAGAUUCAGGGCUAUAUGCCGGGCCGGUUGGAGUUUGAUCAUGAAGCCGAAAACGACGCCGAAAUCUGCGUCAAGGAUCUUAUAUUCGAUUCCGACGAUCUGGCGGGAGAUGUGGAGCUCAAGCUCACGAUUUUGGACAUUUACAACUCGAGGUUGACCAUUCGUGCCGAGAGAAAAAGAGCAAUGCUUCUCAAUAAUUUGUUGGAUUACCGUAAAAAUAUCAGUGCCGACAAACGUAAAUCGAAGGAGGAGAAAGAACUUCAAAAACGAAUCAACGCAUUUAUACGGGUGCUCACUCCUGAAGAUUUCGAGACGUUUUCCGAGGAUAUACUCACAGAACUCAAGUGUCGAAUACGGAUUCAGCAACUUCAAACUUGGCGUCGAAAUGGUAUAACCACCAUUGAAGACGGUAACAAGUUUGAGAAGGACAAGUUGAUCCGUGCUGCUCAUUAUCUGCGCAUGGGCAACGGAGCUGGAUAUAAUGGUCGUCACUAUAAUCCCAGCAUGAGUCUGUCGUCGACCCCAGGACCUGGAGUUCGCAAGUCGUAUUCAUCCUUGAGCUCGCCCCAAGCUGAAUACAAACCCAAGAUGGGUAAUGCUAGGGCACCUUUGGAUAUAUCUCAUGCUGCUGACUUUGAGCUUCUUUCCAAUGAAGAGAAGCAGUUAUGUGCUACACUUCGCAUUCUUCCCAAACCCUACUUUGCCAUAAAAAAUCAAUUGAUGAAGGAGGCCAUCAAGAACAACGGAGUGUUGAAGAAAAAGGAUGCUCGCCAGGCGCUCAAAAUCGAUGUCAACAAGGCCAGCAAAAUUUACGAAUUCUUUGUUCAAAUGGGAUGGUGUAGUCAGGGUUGA
Messenger RNA from Meyerozyma guilliermondii ATCC 6260, 1347 nucleotides. RefSeq names its product chromatin-binding transcription regulator (gene ADA2). Lineage: Eukaryota; Fungi; Ascomycota; Pichiomycetes; Serinales; Debaryomycetaceae. The record is from RefSeq and is a predicted model, not a curated record. The transcript has a single exon. Gene Ontology annotation, biological process: regulation of transcription by RNA polymerase II; chromatin remodeling. The coding region runs from base 1 to 1347 and encodes 448 amino acids. Gene Ontology annotation, molecular function: protein binding; zinc ion binding; transcription coactivator activity. Gene Ontology annotation, cellular component: SAGA-type complex; nucleus.